AAUCGCUAGGCAUGACGGGAGUUGUAGUUUCUGGGUCGCGCCUGGUGGGCAGGGCAGACGCCUGAGAGCCGAAGAGCGAGAGUCGCGCGCGCCACGAUGGCCCGGGCCCGGGUGUCGCUCUGGGCCAUCUGCAUGCUGCGCGUGGCGCUGGCCACUGUGUACUUCCAGGAGGAGUUUCUAGAUGGAGAGCGCUGGAGGAACCGCUGGGUGCAGUCCACCAAUGACUCCCAGUUCGGCCACUUCAGAGUCUCGUCGGGGAAGUUCUAUGGGCAUAAAGAGAAAGACAAAGGCCUGCAGACAACUCAGAACAGCCGCUUCUAUGCCAUCUCUGCGAGCUUCAAGCCGUUCAGCAACAAAGGGAAGACCCUGGUAAUCCAGUACACAGUGAAGCAUGAGCAGAAGAUGGACUGUGGUGGUGGCUACAUCAAGGUAUUUCCCUCCGACCUGGAUCAGAAGAAUAUGAACGGAAAGUCUCAGUACUACAUCAUGUUUGGACCUGAUAUUUGUGGAUUUGAUAUCAAGAAAGUUCAUGUUAUCUUAUAUUUCAAAAAUCAGUAUCAUUCGAACAAGAAGCCGAUCAGAUGCAAGGUUGAUGGCUUCACCCACCUCUACACCCUGAUUUUAAGGCCAGAUCUUUCUUACGAGGUGAAAGUUGACGGCCAGUCCAUUGAGUCCGGCAGCAUUGAGUAUGACUGGAACCUGACAUCGCUGAAGAAAGCAGAAACUCCAUCAGCAGAGUCUAGGGACUGGGACCAGGUGGACGGUGGCAGAGCCCAGGACUGGGAAAAGCAUUUUCUGGAUGCAGGUGCCAGCAAGCCAAGCGAUUGGAACAGUGAACUGGAUGGGGACUGGCUGCAAAAGCCACCGUACCAGGAUGGCCUGAAACCUGAGGGCAUCGAUAAAGAUGUGUGGCUCCACCGGCAGAUGAAGCCUUCCCACUACCUGACGCAGUAUGACCUCUCAGAGUUCGAGAACAUCGGUGCCAUUGGUCUGGAGCUGUGGCAGGUGAGAUCUGGAACCAUCUUUGAUAACUUCCUGAUCACAGAUGAUGAAGAGUAUGCAGAGCGGUUUGGCAAGGCCACCUGGGGGGAGACCAAGGGUCCAGAAAAGGAAAUGGAUGCCAUACAGGCCAAGGAAGAAGUGAAAAAAGCCCGCGAGGAGGAUGAGGAGGAGCUGCUGAUGGGGAAGUUCCGCAGGCACGACAACCAUUUCAGUAGAUACCACAGGCAAGGCGAGCUGUAGUCGUCCCCACUCUGGAUGCAGAGGACUGGCCCAGCCUCCACACUAAUACACUCUGAAUGUAA
Molecule: messenger RNA, 1304 nt
Organism: Myodes glareolus (Bank vole)
Lineage: Eukaryota; Metazoa; Chordata; Mammalia; Rodentia; Cricetidae
Gene: Calr3
Product: calreticulin 3
Biological process (GO): protein folding; ERAD pathway
Cellular component (GO): endoplasmic reticulum; endoplasmic reticulum membrane
Molecular function (GO): calcium ion binding
Source: RefSeq, a predicted model, not a curated record